AUGAAGGAACUAGUGCGUGAAUCGAUGGCCAGGCUAGUAUCCCAAACCAGCGAGCCAUCUGAUGAGCCAGAUCAGCCAGUGGAAGAAGAGCAAGCCACCCCGGGGAUCAAACCCAAACUUUCAUCCUCCGAUCACUCCAACUGCAUCCAAGCAAACCUAACUGGAGAUCAGCUUACUGGAACAGCCCAGAAUCCAACAGCCCAGAAUCUAACGGCCGAAUUCGCAAGGAUCCACAAACCGCAUAAGCCAUCUGCCAAUGUCACCCCAAGCUCAACCAAGGGGCGUCAGUAUACCGUCAGCAUCGCCCUGCCCGGCAGCAUCGUGAAUAAUGCCCAGACCUGGGAAUUGAAAACUGCCUUGGUUGGUCAGAUUGCCCGAGCCUGUGCAAUCUUCAGUGUCAAUGAGAUCAUCAUCUUUGAUGAGUCUGUCGGAGAAGCCGAUCCAUCUGCCAAGCCCCAUCAGCCAUCCUCAACGUACGGCCGAGCCAAAUACCGGACCCCGGCCGAGGACCUAGAGCUUGCCGGCCCAGAGGACGGCCCAUUUCAACCCAGCCAUUUCGUAGCCCGGAUAUUGGAGUACCUGGAGUGUCCACAGUACCUCCGCAAAUCACUCUUCCCGAUCCAUCCUGACCUACGCCUAGCUGGCCUCCUCCCACCGCUAGACUUACCUCAUCAUUUUCGAAAAGACCAUGAGACCCCUUGGCGGGAAGGUUGUAUCCUACCCGCAGAUAAAGUCGAGAACUAUGUCGCUGGUGGUCACUAUCAAAAAAAGAAGAAUCGGAAAGGGGAUGACAGGAAAACCUCAUGGGCAGAUGUUGGGCUGGCCGAGCCAGUCCAAGUCCAACUUGAUGAGGGUGUCUCAUUGCCCGAUUGGACAAGAGUUACCGUUCAGAUGCCCCAAGGAGAGGGUAAACUAGCCCGACUCGUCUCGCCUCGUCUUCCAACUCAAACAACAGGAAUUUACUGGGGGUAUUCGAUCAGGCUUGCUAGUAGCAUCUCCAAGGUGUUUACUGAGACCCCCUACGCCAGCGAAGGUGGAUACGAUCUUACAAUCGGUACGAGCGAGCGUGGUGAAAAUGUGGAUGAUGUUGUUGAUGGAAUAGGAGAUUUCAAACAUAUGUUACUCGUCCUCGGUGGCCUCUCUGGACUCGAGCUGACCAUCGCCUCAGACGACACUCUUGAGCCGCGUCUGACUGCUGCAGACGCUCCUUUGCUUUUCGACCAUUGGCUCAACACCUUACCCUUCCAAGGCAGUCGCACCGUACGCACAGAAGAGGCUUUGUUGGUUAGCUUAGGGGCUCUGAGGCGGUUGUUAUUCAGGAGCUAG
Messenger RNA from Puccinia graminis f. sp. tritici CRL 75-36-700-3, 1326 nucleotides. RefSeq lists its product as uncharacterized. Lineage: Eukaryota; Fungi; Basidiomycota; Pucciniomycetes; Pucciniales; Pucciniaceae. Bases 1 to 1326 code for a protein of 441 amino acids. The record is from RefSeq and is a predicted model, not a curated record. The transcript is spliced from 5 exons.